AUGUGCCACACCAGCUGCUCCUCGGGCUGCCAGCCAGCCUGCUGCGUGCCCAGCCCCUGCCAGGCAGCCUGCUGUGUGCCUGUGAGCUGCAAGCCUGCUGUGUGUGUGCCCAUGAGCUGUAGGCCAGCCGUGUGCGCGCCUGUGAGCUGCAGGCCAGCCGUGUGCGCGCCUGUGAGCUGCAGGCCCACUGUGUGCGUGGCCCCCUCCUGCCAGUCCUCCGGGUGCUGCCGGCCCUCCUACCCCACUCUGGUCUGCAGACCCGUCCUCUCUUGCACCCCUUCCUGCUCCUGA
Messenger RNA from Diceros bicornis minor, 291 nucleotides. RefSeq names its product keratin-associated protein 12-1-like. Gene Ontology annotation, cellular component: keratin filament. The record is from RefSeq and is a predicted model, not a curated record. Bases 1 to 291 code for a protein of 96 amino acids. The transcript is spliced from 2 exons. NCBI's taxonomy places the organism in Eukaryota, Metazoa, Chordata, Mammalia, Perissodactyla, Rhinocerotidae.